AUGGACCUCGUCUCGAGCUCCGGGUUCGAGGCGUUAUAUGAUCGGCAGAGAACGCAGAGAAGGGGGACGCACCUUUCUUGGAUCUUGGCGGCUGCAUUUGCAUUCGGUGCAUGCGUGCGUGGAUCAGGAGCCGCCAUUGCCUGGCUGAGGAGGCACUUGACGAGCUUCGUGGCGUUGUCAUCCAUUGCUCCCGAAGUUCAUGAUCAGAGACGAGCACGAAGGUUUUGCCUCCUGUCGUUCAAGUGCACUCACAUUCGAAGUUUUUCGCCUUUUAUCAUGCCCCCUUGCCAUGAUGUGCGUUUUUUUUCCCCGUCGCGAGCGGUAAUUUUGAAGUCUUCUUCAUAUCUGCUACUGCGUUAUGUGUUCCGUGUUUUAUGGAUCGACUCUGAUUAUCCUCGAUCGAUUCGGAGGAUGCGACUGCGGUCUAGAUUCUCCUCAGUACAGAGGCAAGCUUUCUGGGUAUACAGCGCAGGCGGCAGCGAAGGUGAUCCCCAUAAAGCUCCGUCAAUAGAGGUGAGAUCCAGGAUCAGCGAAAUAUAAGCAAAUCUGGCUACUUGAUCUCAGAAACUGCACAGCCGCAUCCUCUCGUGCAUCUUGUUGCCAGUGCCGAUGGGCUAAGUCAACAAUGACUGAAAUUCCAAAUCGAAGCAUGGUAAACUCGUGUACCACAAGAACCUGUAACAAUGCAGAGCAGCAAGCUAAUGCGCCUGCAUCUGCUUCAUCUGCCUAACUUCCACACCAGGUAAUAAUAUAGGAGCAACUCGAUCACAUAUUCUACGAACGUAGAGAUUCCAUCAUGCCACAACGUGAUUCUACACAAGUUGAUCUUUAUUAUUAUUGUGUAUAUACAGGAAACAUCAAACUUCAUUUUCUAGGAGUGGGGAGGACCCUGGUAUGACGUUCAUAUAACAUAUCUCAAGUGCAUAACAGGCUCCUACUAUUUGAUUCUAAUGUUUAUGUUAGGCGAUCCUUUCCACGCAUUUUUAUUCCAGAGCGCCAAUUCUCAAGGACUGUCGGUGCAUUGUGGUAUAUACUUUACUCCUUGUUUCUUAUAUUCAAAUUACCAGUUUCACA
This is a messenger RNA of Marchantia polymorpha subsp. ruderalis, 1074 nucleotides long. The record is from the annotation of a GenBank genome assembly. Lineage: Eukaryota; Viridiplantae; Streptophyta; Marchantiopsida; Marchantiales; Marchantiaceae.